Messenger RNA from Scylla paramamosain (green mud crab), 1036 nucleotides. Its product is annotated as casein kinase I-like. The transcript has a single exon. Gene Ontology annotation, biological process: endocytosis; signal transduction; peptidyl-serine phosphorylation. The coding region runs from base 59 to 994 and encodes 311 amino acids. Lineage: Eukaryota; Metazoa; Arthropoda; Malacostraca; Decapoda; Portunidae. The record is from RefSeq and is a predicted model, not a curated record. Gene Ontology annotation, cellular component: cytoplasm; nucleus. Gene Ontology annotation, molecular function: ATP binding; protein serine/threonine kinase activity.
CUCUCUCUCUCUCUCUCUCUCUCUCAUUUAAAAAGUUCCCGAAUCGUUGGCACGCGGCAUGAACGUGUCUGGACAUGUGAACCUGACGGCAGGGCAGGUGGUGGGCGGGCGUUUCCUUAUCGAGGCCAGGCUGGGGCAGGGCGGCUUCGGCUCCGUGUACCGCGCCCUGGGCUUGCACACCGGCUACCACUGCGCCCUCAAGGUGGAGCGGGGCGGCAGGAACGCGCUGCUGAGGGAGCUGGAGGUGCUGUCGGUGGUGGGCGGCGUGGGGGGAGUAGCGCCCGCCCCCCUGGAGUGGUGGCGCCUCGGAAACCACAGCGUGCUGGCCAUGGAGGCGAAGGGCGCCAGCUUGCGGGGCGUCAACGGCAGCCUGGCGGCCGUGGGCGUGCUGGUGGCGGGCGUGCUGGCACUGCUCGGGGAGCUGCACGGUCGCGGCUUCGUGCACCGGGACGUCAAGGCGAGCAACAUCGUGCACGGCGACCCCGCUGAUCCGCACGACGCACACCGCCUCUACCUGGUGGACUUCGGGCUGGCGGAGCGGUUCCGCGCGCCUCGGGGCGGCCACGUGCCCCUGCAGGAGGGCGUGCGGCCCAAGGGCACCUUCCAGUACCUGAGUGUGCGCAGCCACCGCCAGUUGCUGCAGUCCCGCCGCGACGACCUGGAGUCCCUGGCCUACGUGGCGGGCGCGCUGCUCAAGGGGCACCUGCCGUGGGUCUUCUCGUCCAGGCGGCGCCCUACGCACCCCGAAGCGGCGCGCAUCAAGGAGAGCCGCACCCGCGCUGUCUUCAGCAGCUGCCCGCGUGUCUUCGCCGACUUCCUGCAGUACGCGCGCGGCCUGGAUUACGCCGCGGAGCCCGACUACGACACCUGGCGCCGCGCCUUCCUGCGCCUCGAGUCCCUGAGCGACCCGCACGACGCGCUGCUGCACAAGUGUCGCCAGGACGUGUACCGUCAGCCGCGCCGCAACAAACACAACAACACGCACACUCCUUGACUAGCUCUUCUUAUUACUAUUACCAUUGAUUUUAUUCUUAAA